AUGUCUGAGGAGAAAGCAAGCAGUCCCGCCGGGAAGAUGGGAGGUGAAGAGAAGCCGGUAGGUGCCGGUGAGGAGAAGCGAAAAGAAGGAGGCAAGAAGAAGAAUAAAGAAGGUUCUGGGCAUGGAGGUCGAGCAGAGUUGAAUCCUUGGCCUGAAUACAUUAACACACGGCUUGAGAUGUAUAAUAAACUAAAAGCAGAACAUGAUUCCAUUCUGGCAGAAAAAGCAGAGAAAGAUAGCAAGCCAAUUAAAGUCACUCUCCCUGAUGGUAAACAAGUUGAUGCAGAAUCUUGGAAGACGACCCCAUACAAUAUUGCUUGUGGAAUUAGUCAGGGUCUGGCUGACAACACUGUUAUUGCUAAAGUAAACCAAGCUGUUUGGGACCUAGACCGUCCUCUAGAAGAAGAUUGUACCUUGGAGCUACUCAAGUUUGAAGAUGAGGAAGCUCAAGCGUGUGAUCAGAAGUGGAAUCAAAGAGGUUGUACUUUCUUCCCCUUCAGAGGCGUGUCCAGCAAUGAUUUUUCUUCUUUGGAGACUUUAUGUAAGAAAAUCAUUAAAGAAAAACAAGCUUUUGAAAGAUUGGAAGUCAAGAAAGAAACUUUACUGGAAAUGUUUAAGUACAACAAAUUCAAAUGCCGAAUAUUGAAUGAAAAAGUAAAUACUCCAACUACCACGGUCUAUAGGUGCGGCCCUUUGAUAGAUCUCUGCCGAGGUCCUCAUGUCAGACACACUGGCAAAAUUAAGACUUUGAAAAUACACAAAAAUUCCUCCACAUACUGGGAAGGCAAAGCAGAUAUGGAAAGUCUCCAGAGAAUUUAUGGUAUUUCAUUCCCAGACCCUAAAAUGCUCAAGGAGUGGGAGAAGUUCCAAGAGGAAGCGAAAAACCGAGAUCACAGGAAAAUUGGGAGGGACCAAGAAUUGUAUUUCUUCCAUGAACUGAGCCCUGGAAGUUGCUUUUUCCUGCCAAAGGGAGCUUACAUUUAUAACACACUUAUUGACUUUAUCAGGAGUGAAUAUAGGAAGCGAGGAUUCCAGGAGGUGGUGACCCCGAACAUCUACAACAGCCGACUCUGGAUGACCUCGGGUCACUGGCAGCACUACAGUGAGAACAUGUUCUCCUUUGAGGUGGAGAAGGAGCUGUUUGCUCUGAAGCCCAUGAACUGCCCAGGACAUUGUCUUAUGUUUGACCAUCGGCCCCGGUCAUGGAGAGAGCUGCCUCUGCGGGUCGCGGACUUUGGGGUGCUGCACAGGAACGAGCUGUCCGGGGCGUUCACCGGCCUCACCCGAGUGCGGAGGUUCCAGCAGGACGAUGCUCACAUCUUCUGCGCCAUGGAGCAGAUUGAAGAGGAAAUCAAAGGUUGUUUGGAUUUUCUGCGUACUGUCUAUAGUGUAUUUGGAUUUUCUUUUAAACUGAACCUUUCUACUCGGCCCGAAAAGUUCCUUGGCGAUAUUGAGAUAUGGAAUCAAGCUGAGAAACAACUGGAAAACAGCCUAAAUGAAUUUGGUGAAAAGUGGGAGUUAAACCCUGGAGAUGGAGCUUUCUAUGGUCCAAAGAUCGACAUCCAGAUUAAAGAUGCGAUUGGUCGCUACCAUCAGUGUGCAACCAUCCAGCUGGAUUUCCAGUUACCCAUCCGAUUCAACCUUACCUUUGUAAGCCAUGAUGGUGAUGAUAAGAAAAGGCCAGUGAUUGUUCAUCGAGCCAUAUUGGGGUCUGUGGAAAGAAUGAUUGCUAUUCUCACUGAAAACUAUGGAGGCAAAUGGCCCUUCUGGCUGUCUCCUCGCCAGGUAAUGGUAGUGCCUGUGGGACCCACAUGUGAUGAAUACGCUCAGAAGGUACGGCAACAAUUCCAUGAUGCCAAGUUCAUGGCAGAUAUUGACCUGGAUCCAGGCUGUACUUUGAAUAAGAAGAUCAGAAACGCACAGUUGGCACAGUACAACUUCAUUCUGGUUGUUGGUGAAAAAGAGAAGGCGAGCGGCACCGUGAACAUCCGCACCCGAGUUAACAAGGUCCAUGGAGAGCGCAGCGUUUCUGAAACCAUCGAGCGUCUGCAGCAGCUCAAGCAGGCACACAGCAAACAGGCAGAGGAGGAGUUCUAA
Messenger RNA from Elephantulus edwardii (Cape elephant shrew), 2097 nucleotides. It is a transcript of the gene TARS1, whose product is annotated as threonyl-tRNA synthetase. Gene Ontology annotation, molecular function: threonine-tRNA ligase activity; ATP binding. NCBI's taxonomy places the organism in Eukaryota, Metazoa, Chordata, Mammalia, Macroscelidea, Macroscelididae. The record is from RefSeq and is a predicted model, not a curated record. Bases 1 to 2097 code for a protein of 698 amino acids. Gene Ontology annotation, biological process: threonyl-tRNA aminoacylation. Gene Ontology annotation, cellular component: cytoplasm. The transcript has 18 exons.